Molecule: messenger RNA, 2151 nt
Organism: Osmia lignaria (orchard mason bee)
Lineage: Eukaryota; Metazoa; Arthropoda; Insecta; Hymenoptera; Megachilidae
Source: RefSeq, a predicted model, not a curated record
UUGAAAAAGUAUUUCAUUCUGAAGUUUCGUGUUGUUAAUGUCUCUACGUGGGGUGUUGAAACGGUUUCCAUGAAUUUUUCAAUCGUGAUCAAUUCUGACCCAGAACUACGAAACGUUUCUUUCUGGUAUUUUUAGAAAAAUAAUAUUUAAAGCUGUCUGUUUCAUGGAUGCAAUUGAUUACAGGAAUAAAGAGCGAUUGAAAUAAUUCUUAGAACGUUUCGAUCACCCACGCAUCCGUAAUACUUUUUUAAAUUGUCUGGAAAGUGAUUUCGCGUAACGUGAAAGCAACUCGUUUCGCCGUAGACUCCGCAAUAAGAAGUUCUUCGUAGUGAAACGAUAACGUUCUGCUAUUAAUAAGUCCGUACUGACGAUCGUUACGUUCGUCGAAGCUUAUCGGCGAUGCAGACAUUUUUGCAUAUGUCAUAGGAACCCUUCACAAGAUAGGCAUUGUUUCGAGUAUACGCGAUUCCUCUACGUUCAAUAACCACUUGUCAUUAAAUAAUCAUUUUGUUUCUUCGAGCCCAGGAAAAUAUUUUAAAACUUACCUGAACUACAACCACUGAAUAUUUUAUUCUACAUUCCACGAAAGAGUACAUAAUUUUCAGGUUAAAAUAACAAAAUAUAAAUCGUGCAAACAGAUGCACAAAAGAUCCACGAAGGAUGAUAAACAAUGGAUGAGUUCAAUUUUAAUAAUAAAAUUGAGUUUCAACGUAGAAACGUUAGCGCGUUACCCCCAUCGGUGUCAGAACACAGAGGGUCUGUGUUUCGCGAGCAAUUGGCGUUGAACGGUCUUAAAAUGAAUAAAACAUCUAAUUUCUACGGAAACCAGAAUCGGACGACGAGUUAUGGCUUACAGAGUAUAGCCGAUAUAUUUAUCCAAUGGUAUCUGUCGAACGGUAACCGUCCGUUUAUUCCGUCGACAGCACGUAUGUUGGUCGCGCGUUCAGUGCGUAUCCAGCAUCUGAGCACACCAUGUGCUUCCUCUUGCUCGUUUAUCUCCUGUUAUCGGUCACCGCUCAAGACGUUACCACCGAGGAGGUGGAUUGCCAAGUUUACAACCAUCUAUACGUUUGCCUGGCCAACGGUGUGUUGCACAGUGUCUCGUUCGAGGAUGUCAACGCGGUGCAGACUAUCGAGGACAUAGAAUUGCACCUAGAAGGUCUAGGUAUCCAAGAUAUAGCCAAGGACGCUUUCGUCGAAGUGGCUAAUUCCUCUGCCCUCUAUAUCCGUGACAAUCACCUCUCAACCAUCUCCAAACAUUAUUUCUCUCCUCUGGAUCAACUGACCUACCUGGACCUGAAGAACAACACCCUCAUCGACAUCGAAGACGGAGCUUUCAUGAAAUUGCACAGUUUAGAAACAUUAUUGUUGGACUACAACAAUAUCACCUCUUUCAGACCAGCCAUGUGGAGAGGUCUAGGCGAUCUUCACGAAUUAUACGCAACGAAUAAUAAUAUCGUACUGAAGAGGAACAUGUUCAAAGGACUCAGACAUCUGGAAACUCUGGCUUUGGAUUCGAAUGAAAUCACGGAAGUACCGGUCGGAGCGUUCAAUGGACUGCCUCAUAUCGAUCUUUUAUAUUUGUCCAGAAAUAAAAUCUCCUCUUUGCAACCGGACGUAUUUCGCGGACUCGGUGAGAUCAACGAACUGGAUCUGGGAAGAAACCAACUGAGAACUAUUUCCGGAGGGGUUUUUCGGUAUCUGAAGAACCUGAAUUCUUUAUGGCUGAAUGGAAAUCAGAUCGCCAUGCUGAAGACGGAUAGCUUCGAGGGAUUGGACAAUUUGUUGCUUCUAUUUCUGAACAACAAUGAGCUACGUUUCGUCGACAUGUCCGCGUUUGCUAGAAUGAAGAACGUUACUGUCGAUCCUGGUUUCAAGAUACGUGGAUUGAUCAUGGACAAUGUUUGCAAAGUGCAAGGACGAUUUCGAUGUGAAAACAUAGAAUAUCAAUUGCCUUAUGAGUGCACUAAGAUAGAACUAUAAUUUUGUAUUUUACAGUAUUGUAUCCAGACUUUUGUAUAAAUUUUGUAUGAUUCCUAAGGUGAAAAUAAGCGUUCUUAUUUUCGAUAGUUCUUUAGAUCACGGUUUAUGUAGGAUAUUGAUGUUUGGAAAAUAUAUUAUUCAUUGGAACAGGAGAAGUGUAAUUCAGUU